Messenger RNA from Rasamsonia emersonii CBS 393.64, 276 nucleotides. RefSeq lists its product as uncharacterized. NCBI's taxonomy places the organism in Eukaryota, Fungi, Ascomycota, Eurotiomycetes, Eurotiales, Trichocomaceae. The record is from RefSeq and is a predicted model, not a curated record. The annotation marks the transcript as partial. The transcript has 5 exons.
UACGCGUGCAAUUACCACUUAUACAAUAUGAAUCAAAUUGCAGAAAGUGCUAAAGAAAAGAAACCAGGAGUGUCGAGCUGUAGCACUAUGUACAUGUACUGUACAUUUUCAACAUAUCAAGCAGUAGGAACCACGAAGAUCCAAUUCAAUGCCAGAUUCGAUCGUGACAGUCAGGCCUUCAUCCCGCGGAACUGGCAACCCCAGGGAAGUGCUACUGUAGCAAUACUACUACUCUGUACAGCUUCUAGCCUAGCCUCCUCUGUGAGAGGAGAGUAA